Molecule: messenger RNA, 1702 nt
Organism: Paecilomyces variotii
Lineage: Eukaryota; Fungi; Ascomycota; Eurotiomycetes; Eurotiales; Thermoascaceae
Exons: 2
Coding region: 184-1602 (472 amino acids)
Source: RefSeq, a predicted model, not a curated record
UCUAUUUCGGGCUUUCAUUUAUUAACUUCAAUUCCCGAUUUCCCAAUUGCAAACACGUCGCGUGCUCUUCUAGUAAAGGGUUGAUCUUUCUAUUGAACUACGAAAGGGUUCGCCAAUUCGCUUUCUAUUUACGGGCCUCGACUGCCAUCAGUUCCAACGCUUUGGAAAGAAAAAUCAAAGAGGAUGGUGACCGUGGAACCAACAGAUGAAGAGUUCGACUCUCUUCCACCGGCGGUGAGACGAAAGUUUUUCUCGAACCUUGAGCGUCUACGUCUCGAGCGAAUGCGAUUAGAGCAUAGCGAUCCGAGCUUUGACCAGGACCAUUCUUCAGGAGUAUUUGCUGCCCAUUAUUUUCAGCUGCGCAGAUCCAGUACGACUUCUCGCGUGAAUACUUCUCCCAAGAAGCGCGGUUCACAAAGAGGUCGACGGCUUCGCAAGGCCGAAUCCGCCCAGGCAGCCUAUCUUGCAACUCGGGCCGAAUCUUUGUGGUUUCAUUCCUUACCUCCGAAGGUCCAACAGAAGCAUUUCUCGAAAGAAGAACGAAUCCUCUUUCGAAAAGGUUAUCGCAAUACCGUGAUUCUCGACGCUGCCGACGAGGCGCUGUGUAGACUCGAGCAACGACGCCAGACCAAACGGUCGUUGAAACUGUCUCAAUCAGAACCAUCCAGCGCGCGAAAUUCAAUCGUAUCUCAGGCCUCUCAAUCCCCCGUUGACUCGGCCAUCGACAUGGACAGCGCUUUCAUUGACAGUAGCCGUUGGUUGGAGGGAGAUGGAGAUCUUGAUCUCUCGCUGUACGACUACCACAAUCAUGUGGUCGACACCGUGCCCACCAGCGAGAAGCCACCUCGCAGGCGAGCUACCUUCCGGCGAACAUUGUCCACCACCUCAAUGCAUCUGAGCCGGGCUUCAACUUCCAACAUCCACACUAAAGUACCUGGGUCCAGCCGGUCAACCACUGCACCAGCUCCAUUCGCAAAGCGCAUGCACCGUGCUUCCACCUCGCGUCCUGUAUCCAGCCAUCCUACUACUUCUCGCCAUAUCGCUCGCGGCUCCGUUUCGAGCAUCGAGCCCGGCGCCCAAUACUACCAAGACCCAGAUGCUCGCUUGAAACUGAGAGUCUAUCUGGCAUCACCGCAGAAAUUUGACGAGGCUGUCGAGUUCGGGUUCCCUUCGCUAGAAAGCAAGGAGAGCGCCCGUACAACAAAAUUGGCAGAAGACCGCAACCAGAAACCUGACGAGCCCCACGGCAUCGUCACAGAGGAAGACAGCACUUUCGGCGUCGAGGACACGCUCCACAGUCGAAGAAAUUCGAUAUCGAAACCACUUAAUUUGCAGCGCCUCUCUCGACGGAUACAACCUGUUCCUGUAUCGGGGAGCAGAGCGCCCGGUCACAACCGGGAGAUGACAUUGAAAAUGACACUGACGAGACCGGAUCUGCGGACGGACUCGCCCGUUUCGCCGUCGAUGUCAGAAGAGGCGGACGAUCCCCUCAAAUUGGCUGAUUUACCGCCGGCAGACCAGAACUCGGUGGUCUGGGACUCACAACAAGAUGAGCGCGGUGUGAUAAAGAAGGUGUGGCAGAGGCUUCGAGGAAGAAGCUAGGUUAACUCUGGGUCUGUGCUCUGUCUGUGCUCUGUCUGCAGCUUUAGACCGUGUUCUGUUCUUCUGUCUAGACUCUAGAGACUCUAGACACGCCCUACAU